UGUCAUUGGAUUCGGAUUUCAUAUAAAGUUUCCUAUUACACACUGAAAAAAAUAUUCGUUUUGUUCUACAGAGGCUAUAAAUUCUGAAUAUUUUCUUAUCGUUUCAUAGUAAAUUUCAUUAGAAGACGUUUCCAAGAAAAUUUUAUCAUAACGCAACUAUGAACUUCUUCAAAAAGGCACCGACUGUUAAAGAACAACAAAGACAAAAUGAUCGGGAACUCCGAAAAGCUGGAAGAGACUUGGAGAGGGACAAAGUGGCACUUGAGAGAGAGGAAAAGAAAUUGGAAAUGGAUAUAAAGAAGAUGGCAAAAGAGGGCAAUAAUGAUGGAUGCAAAAUACUAGCAAAACAAUUGGUUCAACUGAGGAAACAAAAGACCAGAAUAUAUGCUGCUAAUAGCAAGAUAUCAAAUGUACAAAUACAUAACAAAGCGAUGAGUGCUAACAUUGCAAUAGCGGGAGCAAUGGGUACCACAGCUAAGACAAUGGGCAGUAUUAACAAAGUUUUGAAUCCACACCAAAUAGCAAAGGACAUGGAAGCCUUCAAACAAGCAAAUGCUAAGAUGGAUAUGACUGAUGAAAUGAUUUCAGAAACUCUUGAUGACAUUAUGGAUGAAUCAGGCGAUGAACAGGAGACUGAAGGCAUUGUUAACCAAGUACUGGACGAGAUUGGUAUUGAAAUCAGUGGAAAGAUGGCCAACGCUCCUUCGGUGGCUCGGAACAAAGUUGGCAAUUCAACAACGGAUGCUGACAAGGAGUUGAUGGCACAACUAGCUAAACUUAAAUCAUAAGUUAAUUUAAGUAACCUAUAAUUGAAUUGUUAUUCUCACUUAAGAAUAUUGUUAGUGUUUAAUUUAAGGGGCACUUCCACC
Molecule: messenger RNA, 869 nt
Organism: Papilio machaon (common yellow swallowtail)
Lineage: Eukaryota; Metazoa; Arthropoda; Insecta; Lepidoptera; Papilionidae
Gene: CHMP2B
Product: charged multivesicular body protein 2b-B
Exons: 6
Coding region: 159-788 (209 amino acids)
Biological process (GO): protein transport; endosome transport via multivesicular body sorting pathway; late endosome to vacuole transport
Cellular component (GO): multivesicular body; ESCRT III complex
Source: RefSeq, a predicted model, not a curated record